AAAGGGCAGCCUGAGAAAUGUUGGAAACUUAAUUUCAUGUUCAUGUGCCUUCAAUGCAAUAUUGAAGCAACGCUGGGAAAAUAGAUUUUGAGGACUGUGGAUUUUUGUGACCACGCUGCAGAAUCAUUGCAUUUUAUGCACGACUCAAUCAUCGCCCUGGUAAUGGGGGCAGCAAAGAUAUAUGAGACGUUCGUAGACUUCUACCACAAUACAGGACGCUACAUCCCAGAAAACAGACAUCUUCUUUGAUAUGUAUUAAUACAACACCUUUAUGACUUUUCCGUUAAAAAGAGAAUAUUUUAUCUUAAAAGAAUAUAAUUAAUGCAUUUUCGUGCACAGCAUUUGAGAUUAAUUGGUAAUCGCUGGCCUGUGAAGGAGCAAUGGAAGAGUGGGACAGUGUUGCAACAGUGGAGACAGCGUUCAGGAACAGUCUGGAGCCUCGACACUCGGUCAUGCCACACAUCACAGUGCAUCAGGCACUGGUGUUUUUCCAGGCACAUGUCCUGUCAGUACAGUUGACAGAGGUGCGAGGCAGUGUGGAGCCCCGGGGUCUGUGCACCCUGCUGUCGUGUCUGCUUGGCCCACCGGAACUUCAUGACCACCUGAUGGCAGAACGAGAUCUUGUGUUUGCAAUUGCCCAGUGCAAGCUGGACAUGUCUGAGCCGGUGCACCUACGUAUGCUGCGGACUGUGUAUCGGCGACUGACAGGCGCGCAGGUCGACUGUCCACGCUAUGGAUCACACUGGGAGCACAUCGGCUUUCAGGGCACGGACCCUGGGACGGAUUUGCGCGGCGUGGGAAUGCUGGGCCUUCUGCAGCUUCUGUACCUGUCUAACAGCCCGCAUCUCUUCCCGCUGGCCCGCGACAUCUACAGGGUGUCGGCGGAUGACCGGCAAAACUUUCCGCUCGCCGCGAUGAGCCUGAACAUGACUCGCAUCGCCCUUCAGGCCCUUCGCCACGGCGAGCUGAACAGGGAGUGCAAUCACCACCAGCUGGUGAUGGAGGUGGUGAAUCAGUUCUAUGCAGCUGUGUUUCACCACACACUGCACAUCUGGACUUCACAGCAUAAGACCAUCAGGGACUCUGGAUAUGUUCUGAAAGAUGUGGAGUUCUAUUGUCGUGGAAAUGUGCGUGCUGUGUUGCGGGACCUGCGGGAGCAGCUCGCGUCAUACGCGUCGGCCCGUUCCUGUGACAAGCCGUGCCUCCCUGGCAGCUUCCAGGAUCUGCUCACUCAAGCGAAAACAGAAGUGUUCAUAUAGGAAAGCGAGAAUGUACGUUGUGUUGUGCGGAAAGGCCUAUGAAGUGAUAAGCCUUGCAGCUUUGUAGGUAACUAAGAAACAUGUGAUGCGAGAUUUGCUCAUCUCUGAAAGAGGCCGUGCAGACCUUCGGCCACGUAACGCCGGUGAUAUAGCUCAAGUUUUUGACGGUGGAUGAAGUAAGUGCUCAAAUUAUAUUCAUCAUGGUUGCGUGUUGUGGGGUCGUGUUAAGCAGGGUAGUGUCUGGGGACGUUUUUGGCCGCUGGUUCUGUUUGCGGCGCGUCUUAGCACCUAGAGAAGUAUUUAUAAGAUUAGAUUUACGCGUCUCUUGGCUGCGUCUUAAAAUUUAGCUGCAAAUCUAGCAAUCUCAUUUUCAAACACUGAAAUUUGCGGGUAGAAUCAGCGCUUCUGUUUUCCUGGUCUAUGAGACUCGGCGUUCCAGGAUAUGAAAGUGACAUAAACCAGUCUGAGAGCGAGAAGACGUCUGAGGUGGGUUCGAUUCCUUCCAGUGUUGGUUAGGAGGCCAGAGAUUGACGGUGAUCACUCAUUUAUGUCUGUUCUGGAUGGAUAUUUCUGUUCAAAGCUGGGACCACGUGUGUUUAAUAAAGUAGAAAAGACCGUAGAAUUUAAGAACUCUACUGUGUAAUGUAAGAAUAUUUCCGUGCUUUUAAUCUAUGUACAAGGGGGGAAAAGAAAACUGUAAGGUGCAAGCAUUGAAUGAACGCUUUGUUCUGCAGGCAGCUUAGUGACUGUGGUCAUACAGUUGGCAGUCCCUGCUAAUUUUUCAAACUUUUUUUUUCAGACUGUUGGAAAGAAAAUAGUCUGCGUUUAGUUGGAUGGCGAUGCCGUGUCAACCGCAGAAAAUAUUUAGAGCGCGAUAGAUGAGAGGAUGCAUUGUGCAGUCAGACCCAUGGGAAGGUACAGUCGGAGGAAAAUCGCGCGAGGUUUGAGCUGUGCGUAGGGAUGGACGAAUGAACCACACAAACUGGUGAGACCACAAACUGAACUGGUGUGCUGGUAGGAACAGUGAGGUGGGGCCUGCCUUAUGAUGAUGUCAUUUUUGGAUUUAGUUGCCAAUCACAUGAUUCCUGUAAAGAUUGCACAGGACAUUUAUUCCAUCUCGUCAGUGUUUACAUAUUUCUGCUCUCAGAACUUGUCAUUUAAAAAAGAAAUCACUUUUCAAAAGUGAAGAAUGUAGCCGCUGCCCUGACAAGAUGCGGUCCGUUAAUAAUGCAGAGAGAAAAGACGUAAACAUGUAACAGCUUCAAAAGUCACUUUUUACCUAAGAUAUUAACUUAUACAUUUAUUUUUCCGUGGAGUUUUCUCCAAAACAAAAAUCACUGUCGCUGUUGCCCGUCCGCAUCACGUUACCAUGCCGGAGCAGCUCUCCUCUUCGAUGGUAACCAUAGUAACAGCGCCUCAUGUCACUGAAAAGUUUAUUUGCUCAAAAUAUUCAAAUGUGCAGAUUUACUGUUCUAAUUAAAGUCUUUGCUUUGGACAUCCGCGAAAAAACGCGUCACCAUUCUGCGGCUCUUUCCGACGCGUUUGAAGUAGACAGUAUUCACGCUUGUUUAUGCGCUGUUGUCUUCAGAUGGCAGCACUGUCGAAUUAUUAUGGGUGCAGUGUCGGUGUCUGGAAAUGAAAAGGUUGUGAUUCUGCAUUUAGACAAUCAAAGUUCACUAAUUCUGCGAGACUUUGGGAAAUAUAUCACAGCAAAAGAUGGGCCAGGCACCCCAAAUGAUGGUACCUUUUUGGCUGUUGCCAGCGUAUCCACUGCGCAGUUGGUGCCAUGACACUGCUAAAUCUAAUUACUUGUGUGCAAUUAAGGACUGGUCUGUUCUUCAUUGCACUGAAAAAUAAAAUUGCUUAUGUAAUUGGUGGCA
Messenger RNA from Zootermopsis nevadensis, 3139 nucleotides. RefSeq names its product ELMO domain-containing protein 3. Lineage: Eukaryota; Metazoa; Arthropoda; Insecta; Blattodea; Termopsidae. The record is from RefSeq and is a predicted model, not a curated record.